Gadus chalcogrammus (walleye pollock) is the source of this 1253-nucleotide messenger RNA. Its product is annotated as heterogeneous nuclear ribonucleoprotein A0. Gene Ontology annotation, molecular function: RNA binding. The record is from RefSeq and is a predicted model, not a curated record. NCBI's taxonomy places the organism in Eukaryota, Metazoa, Chordata, Actinopteri, Gadiformes, Gadidae. Bases 12 to 359 code for a protein of 115 amino acids. The transcript has 5 exons.
UCACAGAAGAGAUGGACACUGAGAAGAGAUCAUACAUCAGCCUACCUAAGAUGUUCAUGGCUGAUUUGGAAAAGAACUAUCAGCUGGAACAUGGACUGAUCGUUAAGCAGUUGAACGCCUUAAUCAACGAAGGCUACAUGCAGGCCUACUUCAGAGACUGGGGAAACGUCACUGGAUGCAAGAUCCUUAAAAACUACGAGUCAGAAGACAGCAAGGCGAUGGGCUUCGUCAGGUUUGCCACGGGGGAAGAGGCCGACAAGGCAGAGAUGGCCGGGCCUCACUUCAUUGGAGGCGACUUGGCGGUCGUGCGAAGGGUAGUUUGUCCAAAGGUACCCCUUUCAGAGAGGAUGUGGGGAUGACCUGAACUGCUCUGCUGUCAGAUGACAUGGACAUGAUGAACUUGUGUUAUGUAUUGUGAUGUCAAAUGCAAAGAAAUCAAUCUGUACAGGUUUCGUCUUUUCAAUAUAUUCGAGUUUCAAUAUUUUUUUAAGCUGGCAAUCUUUUUUCCCACAACCUUUGUUGUCUUGUUUACUCUUCCUCCAUCAUGAGUGGGAUUUGACUGAAUACUAAAACAGAUUCGGUUUGAAAUAUAUUGAACUAUAAAUGUCUGGUGUGUCUCAAAUAAAUGAUGUGGCAAAUGGUUUGGAAACCAUUUGACAUUGAAUUUAAUUUGGCUGAUAAUCAGUUAUUUGCAGUACCAUGUAUUACCCAUAGGAGGCCCUACUGCCCACUUCUGAGAACAACAUAUGUGGGUGUUGUGAAGAUAGUCUAUUGAUGCAGAGUUCUGUUUACUUCUGUCGUCUUAUAGCUAUUAUUAGGACAAUUUACGUGACAUGAAUAUAGAAAUAAUAAUGAAUAUAGAAAACCUGAACACUUCUGUGACCUCUGGGACAAGAAUUUACAGAAUUUAAAGAGUCAAUCAAAGUUUUGCUUAGGUUUGGCAUUAAAGGCUCUAUUGUUUUGCUCUCUGAAGUUCCCAAAGUAAGCCACGCGAUUUGAGAUACGACUUGUUGCGUUGACUGUUUUUCUCUAUCAAUCAGUUGUGCUGAAAACCAUGAGCUUAUCAGUUGUUUUUGUUAAAGACAAAGGUACUGUUAUCCAAAUGUGUUUAGUUUAACUGUGCAAUUAUCAUUUUGUACAAAGAGAAUCAGCAAUUGAUAAGUAGUAUUUUGCCUUAUUAAUCAGUUUUGUUGGUAGAGCUAACCACAAAAAUUGAAAAAAAAUACAAUAUUGUGCAUUCAUGCAGUGUUACU